Anopheles bellator is the source of this 1239-nucleotide messenger RNA. RefSeq lists its product as uncharacterized. Lineage: Eukaryota; Metazoa; Arthropoda; Insecta; Diptera; Culicidae. The coding region runs from base 126 to 824 and encodes 232 amino acids. The record is from RefSeq and is a predicted model, not a curated record. Gene Ontology annotation, biological process: retrograde vesicle-mediated transport, Golgi to endoplasmic reticulum. Gene Ontology annotation, cellular component: endoplasmic reticulum; SNARE complex. The transcript has 3 exons. Gene Ontology annotation, molecular function: SNAP receptor activity.
CUCUGGCCAGUGUCCCGGAGAUAUCGUAAAUCCAAUCCAUUGUUCUUGGGGGAUUUGUGAUUCCGGUAGGUCGACAGAAUAGUGCGUGUAAUAUCCUCCGGCACGUUUCGUUUCGGAUACUGACGAUGGCUUCUGCCGAUACGCUAGCCAGAAUACGGCAUGAGAUAGUCGAUGCAACGCUACGAUUUAAUGCAAUCACCAAUGACAUCAAAGAGUUCCACGGGACUCUUAAGGAACUGGAAGUGCUGAACGAAGAGGGCCGAAAGAAGUUGGGUGCCCUGCAGCAAUGCAUCGCGAAGCUGGACGAAUAUGCAGAAGUUCACGCUGAUGCGCCGUUGCUCCGCGAGGCCACGGAGCAUCGCAGCAUGGUCCACCGCGCAAUGCUAGAUUUUCGGCGCACAAACGUUAUCAAGAUGAGGGAGAUCGAAAGUGAUAACAGGGAAGAGCUGUUCAUGUUAAGCCCACAUGAAAACGAAGUCCGCGCACGGUCGACAUCUUCGCGGGGUCGCGCAAAGGGCAACGAAUCGGGUUUGCUAAUGAUGCAGCAGGAGCAAAUCACUCAGCGGAUGCUAACCAUUACACAGCAACUGAACGAUGCCACGCAAAAAUCGGCCUCAUCGCUCGACGUGCUUCACGCGACCAGUGCCACGGUGAACAGUACGCGUGACGAACUUCUCAAAGCGGCCGGCAACAUUCAAAAGUCCGCCUGGCUACUGGACAAGCUUAACCGGCGCAACUGCACGGACAAGGUGCUCUUCGGGCUCGGACUGACCCUGUUUUUGGUGGUCGUUCUGUAUAUAUUUAUGCGUCGCUUGUUUGCUUGAGCCACUUGACGGUGGAAAGUUGCAAUCAUGUCUUAGUUUUCUAUUUCCUUCGUAUUUAAUAAUCCGUAACAGAACGAUCAAUUGAAAUAAUUAUUCUUUUUAAGGUCUUAGGUGAAAGUAUGAGAUAGAAGACGCGUAACAGAAGGUUGAUAAGUUUAGAUUGGAUCGAAGAAUGUUUCCAGCAGCAGAUGUUAAACUCGAUUAGUUCCCCAAAAAUUGUUAUGCGAUUUUUAUUCACUGCGAAGCUGGAGCAUUUCAAAGUCCUCUACUUUCGACAUUCGGCUACAAUGGAGAAAUUAACGCUGUGAACAUUUCUUGUAGCGUUUGCUGAUGAAGGUAAAAACGCACCAAGGAAGUUAAUAAGGAUCCGGUAACGGGUAUAUGCAUAUUUGCGAUAACCACGGCCUUCGAGGCC